AUGGCGGGACCUCAGACAGCAGGGUCAACUUCCACCCCAGUCGCUUCAUCACAUGCCCAUGCCGAAGAGGACCCCGAGCACAUUCAACAGUUCGGUCCCGUGCGAGGAGGGAUCGUGUUCCUCGAGAGUGGAACACCUGCGAUCAGUCGACGCUCGACGAGGAGCGGCAACAGCCUCAAGGAUGGCAAGAGUAACAACUGCGAUUUGAGCGAUGAUCAUGAUGUACGUCAUGCCGACCGUGUCUUGUCUUGCCCCGCCGCGGCUGGACCGCCCGUAAGAUGGUGGUGUGGGGCCUCGUCUACUCGGGCACUCGGGAGCACUCGCUCGCUCUCGCGCUGGGCCUGCCGGAACCUCGCCGGAACGACACUAGCACCCGGCAAGAUUUUGCUCACGGAUGAACCACAGACUCAACACUGAAUGACCCAAGAGAUUACUGACACCCCGAAGAUACUUGCGCAUACCAACAGCUCAUGUGUCUGCACGACGUGUUCAAACCUCCUGUGGUUCGGCAGUGGCUGUCGAACGGAAGGCUUUUCCGGGAGCGAGUCGAACGAGUACCCUCCCGCUUCGAGCUCAUCUUUGACUUGAUCCUGGUUGGUGAGUGGGGUUAAACCACAAGGACACAUGGGGCACGAGCGCGCUGCUGAUAUCAAGAUCGCGCUGUUCAAAUUAGGCAUUGUGCACCAACUGGCGGAUGCCGCUUCGGAGCACGUCUCGAGACUUUCGCUCGCUAAGGUCAUCUUAACGUUCUACCCCGCGUGGAGCAUUUGGAGCGACUACAGAAACUGGCAGAAUAUAUCAGGCGUAGAGUGAGCUUUGUGUUCCCAUGGUCUCGACUUGCGAUAUCCGAAUUUCUUGCGCUGAUGCACGUUUCAAGCUCUUCUCGGAUCCCACAGUGACGUCUCGCAGCGCAUUCAGACGCUUGCUAUCCUCAUCUGUCUGGUCGGAUACAGCUCGAACGCGUCGGCAAUCGAAUUGCACGUUGUCGAAGAAGGCCAUACCGCUUCGGAGGUGGCUCGUAGGCUCUUACGACGCGCAGCCGCAGCGGUCACGAACGGCGAAAUAGCCACUGCUUCCGAGAUCAUCGGCCACGGUGGUCAGCAGCACGCAAUCGUGGCGGCCACUACUUUCUUCCUCGUCGCGAAGCUCAUUCGAAGUAUGUCGUGUUCCCACUGAGUUAGUCUCGCCUGCUGUAUUCUUCCCUCUUGUUGACGCUGACCUUCUCUCUCUCUCACACACACAAUUGUUCUGUUUUCCUCCUGCAGUCGUGACCUUUGUCGGCUACGCGGCGGAGAUGACUGAUUUCCGCUCCGCAUUUCUUGCCCGAGCUGGUGCCCUCACUAUCGUUUCGCUCAUUUUUAUGGGAUGCAUCUGGGCGCCUUCGCUGAGAACGACGGCGAUCCUUGCCGCGGUUGGUGCGGCCGUCGAAAUCGGGUCGCGCUUCUCGGUCGGCGUCAUCGUGUCGGUCACGAGGCGGCAAUGGAUGCGCGAGGCCAAGCAACGAGCGGAGGACGGCGAGCUUGUGGAUGCCAGUCAGGUGCCUAUCGGAGUAGGGAUUAAAAUGAUUCCUGCUGUCAAUCUGGAGCACAGUUAGUCUCCUCAAGACAGCGUCGGGGCACAAUUUUUGGCGACCUCCCUCUAACACACGAUGCGAUCCUCCACUUUGCUCACAGUGGUCGAGAGGACAGCAGCUUUCGUCACGAUUGUCCUCGGCGAGUCGGUCAUCUCAGUUUUGUUCGUGGCCAAGCCAGGGACCUUUGGGCUAUCGCACCAAUUUGCACGAGCGGUCUUCGGGCUCACCGUCGCGUUCAUCAUCAACGCCGUCUACUUUGAUGCAGCGCUGUCCAAAAAGUUCUUACACGCAAUUCGAAGGCACUGGUUUACGAACGUCGUUUGGGACAUUACCCACUGGCCUCUCUGCACGGGAUUGAUCCUAGCGAGCGCGGCUUUGGCAAAGUUGGUCCAAAACGAAGAGGUGAAAACGCAUCAAUGCAUACUAUGGAUUAACUUCCAUGAGUUGAUCUAAUAUUCGCGUGCUAUUGUCGCUGCUUGUAGGUUUCGCAAGGUAUCCGCUGGCAGUAUGGCGGUGGAAUGGGCGUGGCACUGCUUUGCAUCACCGUGCUCGGCAUCCUCCACCAAUCUUUGGAUCCGGCUGGUUCAUCUCGCGUCAACGCUGUGAGCUCCCUCCAUCAUAUGGUCUCAGAUUGAAAAUUGCUGACUGUAUUCCCUUUUAUCACCAUCACCGACGACAGGCGUUCCGCGCCUCGAUUCGUCUCCUCGUCGCCAUCAUUUUUGCUCUGCUUCCUUUGAUCAAGUCGAUCAAGGACCUCGCCUUCCUCGGCAUCUACGUCGGCAUCGCGAGUGCGAUGGUCAUCUUCGAGGUCUGGGCCAAGCUCGGAGUCGAGAUCGUCGAGCACGAGGAUCAACGCCCCGUCGAGGAUGAGGAGGAUGCAAGUCUCGACAAGGGAGGCGGGGAUGGUGGAGGCAGCGAGUCGAUGCAUGCUCCUCACUGA
Microbotryum saponariae is the source of this 2513-nucleotide messenger RNA. NCBI's taxonomy places the organism in Eukaryota, Fungi, Basidiomycota, Microbotryomycetes, Microbotryales, Microbotryaceae. The record is from the annotation of a GenBank genome assembly.